AUGUCGUAUUCAGCCGAAGUCAAUCAGUUGGUUCUGGAGGGAUCCAAAUCAUACGCUUCAAAAGAUUACGAAUUGGCUUCCGAAAAAUAUGGAAAAGCGUGUGAAGUGUACUCUAAAGAACACGAAGGAGAAGAAGAUGGAGAUUUGUUAUUCUUGUAUGGAAAAGCAUUGUACCAAAACGGUGUAAGCAAGAGUGAAGUAUUGGGAGGUGUUGGAGCUAAUCAGAAAGAUGGAAAAGAAGAGAGGCCAGGUGAGGAGGAUGACGAUGACGAUAACGAGGAUGGAAAGGCGGAGGAUAAAUUUCAAUUCUACGAUGCUGAACCAAUUGAAGGUGAAGAAGAAGAGAAAGAAGACAAAGAAAAACCUACCGAGGGAACAAACAAGAACCAGGAGAUCCGCGAAAGUGAAAAUGGCAAUGAUCAACAAGAAGAAGACGAAGAAGAAGAAGAAGAAGAAGAAGAAGAACCUGGUGAUUUGGAAAUGGCAUGGAUAAUUUUAGAUGCAACACGAGCUGUAUUUGAGGAAAAGCUUGAAUCUGUCACCAAGCCUAAGCAGUCGCCACCUUAUAUUAAGAAUGAUGACGACCCGAUUGACGAUGAAUACGUCACGUUUUUAAAGAAGUUGUCAGAAACCUAUGAUAUAUUAGGUGAAGUGUCAUUGGAAAUGGAAAACUUCCCUCAAUCAGCUCAAGACUUGACCAAGUCACUUGAUUUAAGAUUGCAAUUGUAUCCAUUCGACUCACCGCUUGUAUCGGAAUCACACUAUAAACUAGCGCUUGCUUUAGAAUUUUGCGUUGAGGAUGGACAACAAGAUAUAACUGAAUCAAGAAAGAAAGCGGCAGAACAUAUUCAACUGGCCAUAAAAUCAACAGAAGCCAGGAACAAGAAAGAAACGGACGAGUCAGCAAAAAAGAAUAAUGAGGAAAUGAUUGGUGAAUUGAAAGAAAAAUACGAAGAUUUGAUUAAGGACCCAAGUGAACAGUUGCAACAGGAACAAUUGGACAUAAUGAAGGGAAUUUUGGGAAGCGAAGCUGCUGGUGCUAAUGCAGGCCAAGCAAUCAUCAACAACUUGACUUCAAUUGUACAGAAACAAGGAGAAGAAGGAAGCAGCACUACAGCAAAUGCACCAAAGCCAGUCAACGAUCUAUCGGGCUUAGUAAAGAAAAGAAAGCAAAGUAAAGAUCCUAAGGCUUCAAAAAAAGCAAGAAAGUGA
This is a messenger RNA of Lodderomyces parapsilosis, 1212 nucleotides long. RefSeq lists its product as uncharacterized. Gene Ontology annotation, molecular function: histone binding. The coding region runs from base 1 to 1212 and encodes 403 amino acids. Gene Ontology annotation, cellular component: nucleoplasm. The transcript has a single exon. The record is from RefSeq and is a predicted model, not a curated record. Gene Ontology annotation, biological process: DNA replication-dependent chromatin assembly; CENP-A containing chromatin assembly. NCBI's taxonomy places the organism in Eukaryota, Fungi, Ascomycota, Pichiomycetes, Serinales, Debaryomycetaceae.